CUCAAAAGUCGAACCGAAAAACUCAAAAACAACAAAUAAAAUCAUGCGUAGUAAAAUAAAUAUUCUAGGUUCACCGGUCAAUAAUUGCGAAGAUAGUAUUGUUUCUCAACUAAAAGAGGAUAAGAAAAAUGUAAAAAGACUUAAGAAAGACGACAAUAGAAGUGAUAAUAAAACAAAUAUUAAUCAUGUUAUAAUAGAAAAAAUAGGUCCGCAGUUUCUGGAUGGUGUCACGAAGCUUACAUAUGUUCCGGGAUAUAAUGGUGAUUAUAUUCGAUUCGAUGAAAUAAUUCAAAAGAAUCAAUUGAAAAGCGCGUUUUUUUGCGCGAUGACUAUAGAAUUUUCGUGGCUACUUGAAAAUUUACCAAAAAACAUAAGUAUAGUCGUAGCUAAACAUUGGGAUCCUGAAAAUGGUGAUUCGCAAGGAGUAUUCUGUAUACCCAAUACAAAUAUAUUAUUAGUUCAUCCUCCAAUGUCAAGUAUGGGACAUGGAUGUUUUCAUGCUAAAUUAAUGAUAUUAAUUUAUGAUGAGUGGAUACGUGUCGUCAUUUCUUCUGCUAAUUUAAUUUCUCAUGAUUGGGAAAUUUCUGAAAAUAUUGUCUUCAUACAAGAUUUCCCAAGAUAUAAUGAAAAUAAUAUAAUUAAUAAUGAUCUUCACUUGUUUGCGAAAGAAUUAAAAGAUUAUUUAUUAGCUAUGGGAUUAAAAUCUCAUAUUAUAGAUAAGCUUCCUCAAUAUGAUUACUCAAAAGCAAAGGCGAUUAUUAUACCUUCCAUACCUGGAGCCUAUAAGGGUAUUGAUGAUGUAAAGAAAUAUGGUCAUGGAAGAUUAUCUCAGAUCGUAAAGAAUAUUUGUGAAUACGAAGAUGUUGAAUUAGAAUGUCAGUCUUCAUCACUUGGUUCGAUUACUCCAGAAUUUUUAAAUGAAUUUUAUAGGUCAGCUAAGGGUCUUGAUCCGUAUAUUAUCCCAAAACAACGUAAAUCAAAAAGAGAUAAAGAACAAUUUGAAGAGAAUGAAUCUCCAGGACCAUCGCAACCAUCGCAACCGUCACAAUCACCACAAGCGUUACAACAACCACAACCGUUACCUCCUAUCACUAUUGUUUUUCCAACUAAUAAGACGGUUUUGAAUUCAAAAUAUACAUUUGCGGGAGCUGGACCUUUGUGUUUUUCUAAGAAAUGUUAUGAACAAAUAACAUUUCCUAAAGAAAUUUUAAGGAAAUGUGAAUCGAAUAGAAAUGGAAUAUUAAUGCAUACAAAAUUCUUAUUAGCUAGAUUUAUUCGGCCAUCACCAGAUCAAUUAGAGGAGAAGCGAUUGUUGGAACAAGAACAAAACCGACAAAUUAAGAUUAACAAAAGAAAGAUUAUCAAAAAUAAAUAUGAUAGUGAUGAAUCUGCAACUGAUUCUGAUGUAGCAGAUGUAGACAUACAAGAAACUAUUACGGAAGAAAAUAUUUUAGAUUUAUCACAAGAUACUGUAACUGAUGAUGUACAUGAUGUACAAGGAGAUAAUAACAUCGUAGGAUGGUAUUAUUGUGGAAGUCAUAAUUUUACAGAAUCCGCUUGGGGAAAACUCAAUGUAUCAAGAGAUACAAAGGAAAUUCAGCUAAAAAUUUAUAAUUGGGAAUUAGGAAUAUUUCUUCCGAUAACUAAGUUACGUGAUGAUGAUGAUAAAGAAAAUAAUAUAGGUGAACAAAGAGAUUGGUUUAGAGAUCAUGGGGUACCUGUGUCAUACAAAAGACCUCCAAACCCUUAUGAAGAAAGUGAUAUCCCUUGGUAUUUUUUAUGGUCUCUAGUUUUCUCUUGGGUGGUAAUAGAUGUCUAGAAUGUCUAGAGUUAUAAAAUAGAAUAUAAAGUAAUGGCAAGAAUAUUAAAAUGAUAAUUAUAGAAUAAAUAUAUAUUCGCUAGAUUUAAUAUUUUCAGAAUACUCCAAUUAUUAUUAACUCUAAGAUAAUAAUCUAAAAUUUAUUAACAUAUACAAUAAGAAUAUUUUAUUUUAUUUUUUUUUUCUGAUAAGAAAAUAUAACUUACCAUUAUUACAUGUAAAAAUUACA
This is a messenger RNA of Rhizophagus irregularis DAOM 181602=DAOM 197198, 2048 nucleotides long. The record is from RefSeq and is a predicted model, not a curated record. NCBI's taxonomy places the organism in Eukaryota, Fungi, Glomeromycota, Glomeromycetes, Glomerales, Glomeraceae.